GGGCGUCGAUCUUUGAACAACAGAUUUUGUGCUCUGGCACCAAGAAUCUUGUCUUGCAAGACUUCUUAGAGAAACGGCACAAGAAGGUUGCUUCCAGAUUUCUUUGUCAUCAGGCUUUUCUUGAAAGAGAUAACACUAUGAUGUGAGAAUAAGUGGCAUUUGAAGAUACUUUUACCAGGUCUUGCUGGGAAGAACAGUUCUUUUUACGCGAAAAGAAAGCGGAUGGAUUGCCUAAAAAACUGCUUGAUUUUAUGCCAAUCCAAACACAUGCAAGUUUUCGGUGGAUCAGCGUAAGAAAUUCUACGAAAUAAACACUGGUCCGAGCUUUCUGAGGCUUAUCAAGUUUCGACUUGCGGCAGAAUUUUUUGAUGAGUUUCAAAUAGCGGAAGACGACCAGAUGGGAAUGGUGAUUUCUUUGCGGCGAUCAAGCAAAACAAGCCCAGACUUAGGCGUGGAGAAGUUUAAUGGAUCGGCAUCAUUCGACACCGACCCGACCGAGCUGCCUAACCCUUUCGCCAAGUCAACACAGCCAACGGUUGUCCCGUUUUCUCUUAAACAAUUCAUGGAAUUGUCUGAGAAGUACAGGGAGAAUGUCAGCUUCUACGCAGAUGCAACAGUUAACAAUAUGAUGCUUGAAUCAGAUGAAGUGUGCUUUAUUUGCAAUGUGUACUCGACAUCAACUGAUAUAUUUACUUGCCGGGUUUGCAUGAAAUCUUUCCACGAAGGGUGUUUACGAAAGAUUGGCGACCUUUCCGCUGAAGUUGCCAGGCUGCAUGCCAACGCAAUUUCUAAAUCCAGUAUUGGGUGGUCGUGUUAUAAAUGUAGCAAUUUGUCUUUGUUAUUGACCGAAGAUGAAAUGCACGAAAUCAUGGAUCUUUUCGAUGACUACGAUUCAAACCAAGAUACGCAGAUAUCGCUAGAGGAAUAUGUUCAAUUCAAAGAAAUGCAAUUUGUCAAGAAAACGAAAGACAGAUGCCCAGAUGACCUGAAGAAGUUAGCAAGUGAUGAGUUCUGUAUGAUAGAUAGGGAUAAGACUGGAACCAUUGACUGGUGGGAAUUUCUCAACCACGAGUCUAUCAAGAUGCUAGCGAGAAGAGACAAGGAAGAACUGGUUGCCAUUUUGUCACCCAAGGAGGUCUCAAAUGUAAGAGACAAAUUCAAAGCUCUCGAUGUUGAUAAUGACGGUAGAAUAACAGAAUAUGAGGCGCAAAAGGCUUUUUUUGAUUGGUUUGGGAAACUUGCAAUCAAGGACCAAUCUUCCGAUACUGUGAAUGGCAGGCAUCGAUCCCUUAGCAAAUCAUUGAGUGAAGAAACAGUGAAGAACCAUGCUCACAACAUGACAAUGCUGGUGAUGGAAGCAGAUGCAGACAGGAACAGGUAUGUCGACUGGGAAGAAUUUCUGAAAAAUGAGGCAAUAUACAUAAUUUCGUCACGACCGAAUUUGUCUCUGCCUAUGCUGGUCAAGGAAUAAGAAAGACAAUUUUCAUUUUAUGGUCAUCUGAAAGAAUUCUCGCAGUAUAACUUUUCUUGGUGGUAACUGGCUGACAUGAGACUCCUGUGCCUCGAAGAUUUUCGAGAAGAAUGCUCCACCCGGGUAUUGCUGAAACAACCAAUACAACAGAAAAGGCACCGACGAUAGCCAAUUUUGGCUUAAUGGAUUGAUACACAGAACAUUUAUGCUCCACGCUCCUUAAAGUUAUUAAUGAUGACUGAAACACACUGAACUUGCUAUCUAAAGAAUCUUAUUUGGUCAGUACUAAGUGCUGUAUUUAUUUUUUAAAUGCAGCUUUGACUGGCUUGCUUUUUUUGUUUAGAACUUUGGUUGGCAUAGAAAAUCAACUCUUUUACCGAAAGCAACUCUGUAAAAAAUGAGCGCCAGAAUACAAUCUGGUUUUUCUAUUGUAAAAAAUCAGUUAUAUGAAAUUCAUUAGUCAGAUUAAUGAAUGUCAUA
This is a messenger RNA of Rhopilema esculentum, 1951 nucleotides long. Its product is annotated as PHD finger protein 24. Gene Ontology annotation, molecular function: calcium ion binding. The record is from RefSeq and is a predicted model, not a curated record. NCBI's taxonomy places the organism in Eukaryota, Metazoa, Cnidaria, Scyphozoa, Rhizostomeae, Rhizostomatidae.